AUGGCUUCCCCCCCAGACGGCCACCAGCUGAAACCAGCCCCGGCCAAACCUCUCACGGACCUGGAUUUUCACUCCGGAGCGCGGAUCGAGGAGCUGCACCAGCUCAUCCAAGAGUACCACGCCAGGAGCCCAGGCAGCCGGGAAGGGCCUGAACUGCACCUGGCGAAGGACGUCAUCUUCUCUCUCUUAGGUGUGGUUCAGAACUCCGAUGGGAAGCUCCCAGCUGUCAAUAGAUACCUGCUUCUCUCUGGAGGGGUCCAGCAGGGCACCGUCGACGUGGACCUGGGCAUCCCACACCACCUUUCCCUUGGAGGGGACUACGAUGCGGACUUCACCCUUUUGGUGCCAAUUCUGAAUGCUGCCGGGGUCCCCGUCACCUUGGACAUGAAGGAGAGUCCACCUGGCCACACCCAGAUCAGCCUCCAGCCCUUCGACCCUGCCACGCUCCACCGCUGGUCAGAUUGUUGCCUGGGAGACGAGGCCUACCUGUCUGCCGAGCUGGUCUCCGCCUGGUUCGCCCGCUCCUUUGCCGCCGCCGCCAAAGACGUGCGGGUCGAGCACCGCGGCUGCAUCACUUCGGUGGUGGUCCUCGUCGGACACUGUCGAGUCCUCUACGAUCUUGUCCCCACCGUGGCCUUGAAGGGGUGGCCGGAGGUCGCUCAGCCUUGGCUGGCCCAGGCCCAUUUCUGGGAUGGCAAGCUGAUGGACGAGGAAGUCUCCGGGGGCUUUUACCUGUUGCCUUCCACCUCCGGUGCCAGUUGGCGCCUGGCAUUUUCGACCAGCGAGAUGCAUCUUCGGAAGAUUCUGCCCCUGCCUUUGCUUCAGGCUUUCCGGGCGGCCACGGCCGUCCUAGGCCACCACCUCUCUGCGGGCCUCGGGCCUUACCACAUCUUCACCUUGGUGCUCCGGGCCUGUGAGCGGCUGCCCGCCAGCUACCUGGGCCGAGAGGAGAACGCCGCACACACCUGGCUGGGUCUGCUGGAUGACCUGUCGGCCUGCUUAGUCCGCCGGUGCCUCCCUCACUACUUCCUCCCCCAGUGGAACGUUCUGGAGGGCCUUCCCCACAGGGAGAAGGAGCGUCUGGCUCAGGCGCUGGCCAGGGUGAGGGCCGACCCUUCCAAGUUCCUCCGCCGGGCUGUGGAAGGGGCCAAAGAAGCCACGAGAUUAGCCAAAGCGUUUCGAACCCCGAAUGUCUCUGCUGUUGCCUCAUAA
Euleptes europaea (tarantolino) is the source of this 1212-nucleotide messenger RNA. It is a transcript of the gene TMEM102, whose product is annotated as transmembrane protein 102. Lineage: Eukaryota; Metazoa; Chordata; Lepidosauria; Squamata; Sphaerodactylidae. The coding region runs from base 1 to 1212 and encodes 403 amino acids. The transcript has 2 exons. The record is from RefSeq and is a predicted model, not a curated record.